Messenger RNA from Jatropha curcas, 354 nucleotides. RefSeq names its product putative invertase inhibitor. Lineage: Eukaryota; Viridiplantae; Streptophyta; Magnoliopsida; Malpighiales; Euphorbiaceae. Gene Ontology annotation, biological process: negative regulation of catalytic activity. Gene Ontology annotation, molecular function: enzyme inhibitor activity. The record is from RefSeq and is a predicted model, not a curated record.
AUGCAAAGCUUGACAAAAAGUGCACUAGACGUAGCAUCAUUGAAUGCCAAUGAAAUAUUGAAGCUCAUCCCUAAAUUGCUCGGAACAAGUUCAGAUGCAUCUGUAAAGCAGGCUUUAACAGAUUGCUCUGAGGUCUAUCAGAGUGCCCUUGAUCAGAUUAAGGAAUCAACGGCUGCUGUUGAUGCUAAGGCUUAUAAUGAUGUUAAUACAUGGAUUAGUGCUGUGAUGACCAGUUCUAAGACUUGUGAGGAAGGUUUCAAUGGAGUUACAUCUCCAUUGACUAGGGUCAACACAAAAUUUAGCCAAAUUUCCAGUAUUAUUUUAACAUUUUCAAAUCUCUCCGCCCAAAAUUGA